Thyridium curvatum is the source of this 1632-nucleotide messenger RNA. RefSeq lists its product as uncharacterized. The coding region runs from base 1 to 1632 and encodes 543 amino acids. Gene Ontology annotation, biological process: amino acid transmembrane transport. Gene Ontology annotation, cellular component: membrane. Lineage: Eukaryota; Fungi; Ascomycota; Sordariomycetes; Thyridiales; Thyridiaceae. Gene Ontology annotation, molecular function: amino acid transmembrane transporter activity. The transcript is spliced from 5 exons. The record is from RefSeq and is a predicted model, not a curated record.
AUGGCAGACCGAACGGAGGUGCACUCGACACCGGCAGAUGCUGAGAAGGGUAUCGGCGGCGGGGGCCAGGCCAACCCCGACCCCUUGAAAUAUGAUGGACCCGAAUUCGAGGAAAGAGCCGUCGAAGAUCGCUUGAGCCGCAGCCUGUCGAACCGCCAAGUGCAGAUGAUUGCCAUCGGAGGCACCAUCGGCACCGGACUCUUCCUCGGCACGGGCAAGGCGCUCGCCACCGGCGGACCGGCCUCGCUGCUCAUCUGCUACCUCAUCAUCGGCGCGAUCGUCUACGUGACCAUGAUCAGCCUCGGAGAGAUGGCAACAUUUAUCCCAGUCGCCGGAAGCUUUUGCACUUUUGCUGGCCGUUUCGUAGACGAUGCUUUUGGGUUCGCUCUGACCUGGAACUACUGGUUCAACGACGCCGUCUCGACGGGGUCUGACCUCGUUGCUCUGCAGCUCAUCCUGCAGUACUGGAAUGAAAACUUUCCCGGCUGGGCCUUCAGCCUAAUCUUCUGGAUACCCCUCGUUGCGAGCAACCUCAUCGCUGUGCGGUUCUACGGCGAGCUGCAGUACUGGCUGAGCUUGUUGAAGAUUAUCACGAUUAUCAUCUUCUUCAUUAUGGGCAUUCUCGCCAACUGUGGCGUCAAUCCGGAGCAUCGCUACAUUGGGGGAGAGUACUGGCGGUUGCCCGGCGCCCCAUUUGUGGGAGGUAUCGGAGGGUUCGCCAGUGUCUUUGUCACCGCUGCGUUUGCUUUUGGCGGAACCGAGUCCAUUGCCAUCACGGCGGGAGAGACCAAGGACCCAGUCAAAAACCUGCCCAAGGUCGUCCGUAACGUCUUUUGGCGUAUCCUUAUUUUCUACAUCAUGACGGCCCUGAUGAUCGGCCUCAACGUGCCCUACAACUACCCCAAGCUCUCGAGCAAGUCGACCGUCACCUCGCCAUUCACCAUCGUCUUCCAGACGGUCGGCGCCAAGGCAGCGGGCAGUUUCAUCAACGCCGUUGUCCUGACCAGCAUCCUGUCCGCCGGCAACCAUGCCCUGUUCGCCGGCGCCAGACUGCUCUACACCAUGGGCAUCGACGGCCACGCACCUUCAUUCUUCGGGCGUCUCAACAAGCAACAGGUGCCCUGGAUAGCAGUCCUGGCCACCGGCGCCGUCGGCGGCCUCUGCUUCGGAUCCAGCUACAUCGGCAGCGGCCAGCUGUGGAGCUGGCUGCAGAACAUCGUCGGCGUCUCCAACCAGCUCAGCUGGAUGUCCAUCGGCAUCGCCUCGAUCCGCUUCCGCCGCGGGCUCGCGGCCCAGGGCAAGACGCACCUGCUCGGCUACCGCAACUGGACCUACCCCUACGGACCCUGGGCCUCGGUCUUCCUCAACGCCUUCCUCAUCCUCAUCCAGGGCUGGAGCUGCUUCAGCCCCAAGUUCAGCGCCGUCGACUUUGUCAGCUACUACAUCGAGAUCCCCGUCAUGAUCCUCAUGUACGUCGCGUGGAAGCUCAUCAAGAGGACCAAGGUUGUCAAGCUCGAGGAGAUGGACCUGGUGACGGACGUGUACACUGUCGAGGUUGUGGAGGGUGUUGAGGUGGAUGAGAAGAGGAGCACGAGGGAGAAGCUGAAGAAUCUCGUGGGAUGGGUGUUUUAA